Messenger RNA from Symbiodinium natans, 4117 nucleotides. NCBI's taxonomy places the organism in Eukaryota, Dinophyceae, Suessiales, Symbiodiniaceae. The record is from the annotation of a GenBank genome assembly.
GCACCACAGCGCCGUCAUAAACAAAUCGGUGAUGUGGGUGCUUGGUGGGUAUGGCGGCGAUUACUUGACUGAUCUUUGGUCUAUCAACCUUGAGGACGGAGAUUUUCGGUGGACACCAGCCAACGUCUCGAGCUUCCCCGCUUUAAGCAUCGAGCGUCACACAGCUGUUUUGACAUCGGCAGGGGUGAUGUGGGUCUUUGGCGGCGGUGGGCUUUGGUCCAUCAACCUUGCCGCCCAAACCUUGGCUUGGGAGAGAGCUUGGGAGGCCUUGCCAGGCCGCCCUGGCCUGAGCCCAAGCGAGCGCAAGGCUCACACGGCGGUUCUCACGGCCUCGAAUGUGAUGUGGGUUUUUGGUGGCUGGGGCUGGGACGGCCAGGGCCAGGCUUAUCUGAGUGAUCUGUGGUCCAUCGAUUUGGAGGCAGGAGCUCUAGUUUGGUUGCAGGCUUCUUCAUCGAACAGUCCCAGCGGUCGCGGGGACCACACGGCCGUCCUCACUUCGGGGAACGUGAUGUGGGUGUUUGGUGGCAAGACUGCAAACGGAACUGUCAACGACCUGCUGUCCGUCAACCUGGAGCAUCAAUCGCCUUUGUCCUGGGAUGCUGCGGACUCGUCGAUCACGGAGCUCGGCCCGAGUAGCCGAGGUGGCUCCAAAGCAGUCAUCACAGCGGCUGGAGUGAUGUGGAUCUUUGGCGGCCACGACGGCAGCCGUGUAUCGGACGAUCUCUGGUUCAUCGACCUCGAGGCCACGAACCUGUUUUGGACGAAAGCCUCUUCGGCCUCACCGGCUCCUCGCGAAGGGCACAGUGUUGCCCUGGCCCCCUCCGGGAUGAUGUGGCUCUUUGGUGGCUAUGACGGCAGCUCUUACCUGAAUGAUCUCCGUUCUGCGAACCUUCUCGAGAUCGGGAGCCAAAGUGACACGCUUGGCUUCUCAUCCGGGCUCUGGACCAAUACUGAACUCUUGAACACUGACUCACCAGUCGAAGAGCAAGCUGAUGCCAAGUAUGACUCCUACCUUUCCGAGCCCUUCACCACAAUUCGCAUGUGCGUUGGAAGUCCUACUGGUGCAUGUGUGACACACAACUUCCGACAGGGAUUCCGCAGUGCCCGCGAGCUGUUCUCCGCCGGUUACAUCCGAGACGAGUCGGUGUAUCGAGAUGGUAUACUGGAUGCCUUUGGAGUUCCUGUGGGCUCCUACCAGGCCUGUCCAAUGCAAAGACCUGGGUUCAACAUUGAGUGUGUGGACGGCAACAAAGCGCGUUGGGGCUUCUGCCUCAACUGUGUGAGCCAGACGUGCCAGAACGAUGACAGUGAUGAUGCCGAUGCUGCCAUUGGGAUUGGCCUUGCGGGUCAAGCAACUUCUUCCGAGAUUGGAGCUGGUUGGACAUCUCAUUUUGCUGCUGCGGCCGGCUCGUGCAUGGACAAUAUUCCGACAUACAGAAGUGUAUGGCUUUGGGUGAGGCGCGCUGCCGUGGUGGCAGUUCCGAUUCCAUGGACAGCACCAGUGAUCGAUGUCAGCGCGCUUCCCCCUGCUCGCGAGUUGUCCAGCUCUGUCGUUACUGCCUCCGGGGUGAUGUGGAUCUUCGGCGGGGCGGGUGAUCCUGACCUACUCAACGAUUUGUGGUACAGACACCUUCAGGUGCCGCACUCUGUUUGGGUGCAGGUCACUACACUCCACAGACCCAGCGCCCGAACAGGGCACAGCGCUGUGGUUUCACCUGCCGGCCUGAUGUGGGUCUUCGGUGGGGGCGGUGGCUGGUUCAGGGAGACUGAUGGUUUUAGGCUGAACGAUCUGUGGCACAUCGAUCUCGAGUCUCCAUCCCCAAGCUGGACGGAGGUCAAUGUGCCAAUAGCGCCCAGCGCUCGCUAUCGCCAUACGGCCGUGCUCAGUUCGGGGAGGAUGUGGGUGUUCGGUGGGCUCGAAAUCACUUACUACCUGAAUGAUCUUUGGUCCAUGGACCUCACGGACCUCACGGACCUGGAGGCUUUGCGGUGGGCAGAGGCAUCCACCUUCGGAGAGCCUGAAGGCCGAGCCUCCCACACAGCCGUCAUUUUGGACGGAGUGAUGUGGGUUCACGGUGGCUACACUGCCGGCCAGGGGGCUGACUCCGCAAUCAGCGAACUCUGGUCCAUCGACCUGGAGGCUCGACCUCUGGUUUGGUCGGAGGUUCCAAGUGACAGCCUCCUGGCGCGUGCCGGUCACAGAGGCGUUGUCACAAAUGGAGCCCUGUGGUUCUUUGGAGGGGCCACGGCUUACUGGGAAAGACAUGAGGAGAUGUCUUGCAUUGAUCUUGAGGCUGUCCCCCCACGUCAGGGCAUCUUGUCCGUGCCCAAGGGGCCAGAUGCUCGCUGGCAACCAGAAUCGGUGGUCACAGCUGGACUCUUUGUGGUUUUUGGGGGAUAUGUGAAUGGGCCAGACAAUGAUCUGUGGACCCUCAACAUUGCCUCCAGCACUUGCACUUGGGCCACACAGGAGAGGCCGGGGAUGUGGACGAGAACCAGCCUACUUCCUCGUCCAAGCAGUCGUAAUGCACACGGCGCCGCUCUCGGGCCGAAUGCUUCGAUGUGGAUCUUUGGCGGGUGGGACGGCAGUACCGUUGGGGAUCUUUGGUCUCUUGGCCUCGAGGAUUCGCCCGAGGCGCCCAUGGAGUGGAUGCAGGCUUCGGUCAGCAGUCCGGGAUCCUUCUACAACCCAGUCACUGUCGUAACGGAGAAUCUCUUGUGGCUCUUUGGUGGGUAUGGUGAUGGUCCACACUGCGGUGGGUGGAGCAACCAACUCUACUCGAUUGAUCUCUCAGCCUCUUCACUGGCUUGGACAGAUCACGGAGGCUACGGGUAUCCACGCAACAAACACAGCGGCGUCGUCACAUCGACCGGAGUGAUGUGGGUGUUCGGCGGUAACUUGUGCCGCGAGUAUUAUUCCACCGACGAUGUCGGACAUUUCAUCUCUAUCGACCUACGGGCCCAGGUCUUGAGCUACGCCAGCCACUCUAGCUACAACGAGCCAUCUUGGCGAAAGGAGCACAGCGCUGUUGUCACAGCAGCCGGCGUGAUGUGGCUGUUCGGCGGGGACGAUGAGAGCACUAGAUUGUCCGACCUGUAUUCCAUCGACCUCAACGCUUCGCCCCUCGUUUGGGCAGAAUACGUAUUGGCGGGCCCUGCGGCACGCAGUGGACAUAGUGCUGCUCUCAGAGGUGGUGAGAUGUGGAUCUUCGGUGGGCAAGCCAAGGACGGCAGUUACUAUAAUGUCCCAUGGUUCAUCGAUGUCGAGGCCACUACGCUGAUGUGGGUGGAGGUCUUGUCGAGUGGGUCGAAUGCCGCGGAUGUCCCAGUAGGGCGCCACCGCACGAGCACCGUCAUCGCUGCAGGUGCUCUCUGGGUGCUCGGUGGCUGGGGUGCGGGUGGUUUGCUGGAUGAGCUCUGGUCCAUGCAGACUGAGAGCACCACCACCAGCACGACAAGCUCUUCCAGCUCGACGACAAGUACCCACUACACCCCUUGCCCGGCUGGAAGCUACAAGAUCAUCUCAGAUGCUCCCUGCGAGCCAUGCCCCAUCGGAAAGUUCAACAAUGAAACAGGGGCACUUUCACUGGAUGCAUGCCAAGACUGCCCAGUGGGUUCCAUAACAAGAGACGAAGGAGCGAAUCACGUGGAUCUCUGUGUCCGCCCACUGGGCACACACAGCCUGGAGUGUGUUUCUGGCCAGGUCUGUGCUGUGAGCCUCAAUGGAUUCAGCUUGCAAGAUGGCCACCAACUGGCGAUGCUUUCAUCUGGCUGUGCUGGCACGGCGCUUCAAGUACCAAACGUGCCCGAUUCAGGGGUAUCCAAGACAGCGACCCAGGAGGGACGCUUGUAUGUGUGGGGGGAGGCUUCCACAGAUUUCACCCCCGAAGGCGGCUUUUACAGCCUCUGCUGGUGUCCGAACAUGCACGAACGGAUGUGUGCAGAGUUGCAAGAUUUUCAGUUCUCAGCCGGGCAGCUCAAGGUGUCCGGACCCCUGAGCAAUCAUUUCUUCCAAUGUGCCCGUGGACAAGAUUGCAAAGCUCUAGGGCCGGUACAAGGGGUGGAUCUUUCCACGCAGGACCAGGCGGGAGUUUCCAAAGGGGGCCCCCUAACAUAG